AUGAUCGGAAACGUAUCAGAAGAAAAGCUAGGAAGAAGGGUGACGGGUAGAUACGAGUUUACGUCAGGUGAAAGCGAUGAAGAGUCGCACGAUGAUGGGAAGAGCAUUCUGAGAUGGAGACCGAAGGUGAAGUUAGAAGAUGGUAUUUGGAGGACGAUGUCUUGGAUAGGUGAAAAUCAAAACAAACCAAGAGUACUCGUAACUAUAUUUGGUCAAGCUCGUGGUGGACGUCUUGCAUGGAAUUCUUUACAUAAAUUUUUCUUGCGCCCCUUUAAUGCUCAUUUAGCAUGGUAUACAACUCAGGUAGAAACCAGCUCAUAUCUACAUGAGAGGGUGCAAUAUCUUUGGAUGGAACCGAACCAUGAUGAAUGGGAUUUUGUCUAUGAGAUGGCAGCGAAAGCAUGUAAUGACGUGAAAGUCAUUGGGAAAUGGAGAAAUUAUUGCAACAUUCCGGGAUUAUUCAUGGGUGGUGUUGCAAACUGUGCGCACGGUUCGCGUACAGCUGUAUUAUUUGGAUUACGAUGGUUGUUACAACAAAAGAUCAAUAAACUUCAGUUGUUCGACAAAUAUGAUUGGUUUAUUUGGACUCGAGCUGAUGAACUACAUUUAUGUGAACAUUUUGAUUUCACCACUAUGACGGACAGUGACAUUUUAUUGCCCACUGGUGAACACUACAAUGGUUGGUCGGAUCGUCAUUUAAUUGCUCGUUCGUCUAUGUUUAUGAAGGUGAUCAAUAUCACGAAUGAAUUAGUUUGUAGACCUGACUACUGGUUGGAAAAAGUGGCAGAAGUUCAGUAUGAACGAAACAUUGAAGUGAUACAAAAACUGAUAUGGAACGACAUGGGCUUGACUGUCUCAGAAUUUUCAAGAUCCAUGUUUACUGUCAGAUCGGAAGGUGACCCAACGUCAUGGUCACGAGGUGAAUUCGAUCCAGAUCUGAACUUGUUCGGCCUGAAGGUGAAGUAUCCGAAAGAAUUUACAUCAGCCAAAGCGCAUUGUAGUAACACGAGCUUGAAGGGUGCGUUGGAAUCUCUUCGUCACUAUGACUGGAAAGUUGUAAAGCAGGUUUUAUUUUGA
Adineta ricciae is the source of this 1077-nucleotide messenger RNA. Lineage: Eukaryota; Metazoa; Rotifera; Eurotatoria; Adinetida; Adinetidae. The record is from the annotation of a GenBank genome assembly.